AUGGAAAUUAAUAUUAAUGUGGGGACAUAUGAUGGCAAACUAUUAGGGUUCUCAUUGAAUGAUGAAUUCUCAGCGAAUAACACUCUCUACUCAUUUCCAGCCUCCACAUCAUUAAUCAAAACAACCUAUCAGAAUGGACGAUAUCUGUUCAUUGGAGGUUCUGAGGAGUUGAUCAAGGUUUAUGAUGUUAGAAGGAGAGUUGAAGUUACCUUAUUAGAACAGCAUAAUGGAACAAUAACUUAGAUAGCAGGCCAUUCGAAUUUUCUAUUCACAGCAGCUGAAGAUGGAAAAGUAAAUUUGUGGAGAAAUAAACAAUGGGCAAUUCUGAAUACAUUCCAAUGUGGAAGUCCUGUUAUAUGCAUAGCAAUUCAUGAAUCCGGAAAGAUCUUAGCAUGUGCAACCAAAGAUCAGAAAUUGCAUCUCUAUAAUUUGAUGAAUUUAAAAAGGAUAGCAUUAAAGAAAUUUCAUUUUAAUAUUGACAAAAUUCACUUCAUUUCAAAGGAAGACGAAAUCUAAUACUUAUUAUUUCAAUCCGACAGAAAGUGCUAUAUUGUCGAUUGCGAAACCAACAAGGUUGCUCAUACUAUAGAUUUUACAGCAUAGAUAACAGAUUCGAUACUAAAUCAAAAUUCACUUAUCCUUUCAGAUGCAAAUGGAAUAGUGUAUAUGAUAAAAUUGACAGUCGACAAUUAGAUAUAGAGUCAGAUUCUGGUGAAGUUUGUUGCUCAUUAGAAAAGGAUCAAGUAAUUGUAACUAUUUGAUUUGAACGAUCAAACAUAUUUGGCAUCUAUUUCUUCUGACGGUGACAUCAAAAUUUGGGAUUGCUUAUUAUAUGCCAAUGAAUAAUAUGAUGACAUUGAUCUCAAGAAUAAGUUAAAACCAAUUUAUGUAAUUCGAACAAAUUAGAGAUUAACAUGUUUCUGUGUGAGUGUUGUUUAGAGGAGAGGAGCAGAUCAAGAAUAAGAAUAGACCUAGGUUUAGAAACCUGUUGUGGUUCCUAUUGCUAAGUAAAUCAAAAAGCAGCUAGUUAAUAAGAAGCCAAAGUAGAUUUAGUAGAAAACAGGUGUGUAGAAAGUGCAGAAGAAGAUUCAAAAGAAGAAAGUUAAUGUAUUAAGUUAUAUAAUGAACCCUAUAUUAUAAAGUGUUUUGAAUUCUCCUUAAUACUCUCGGUCAAUCCCGAAAAAGCAACAUCAAUUUGCUAGCAUCUAUAGAGUACCCACUAAGUACAAGGCAAAGUCAUGGAAACCCUAAAUAGAGAGAGAGAAAUCUGAAGACAAUCUGGUUGAUUAAUUGAGGCCAAAUAUCAGAAUCAGACUACCUUCAUUGCAACAUUAGGAUUCGAGUGGAUCUCAUUAAUAAAUGAUCCCUAGGGAAUCAGAGAAAGAGAAGAAAAUAGAAAUUACUACGAAAGUGAUGUAUUACUUGAGCAGAAUGACAGGACCUGAAAAUGCUUCGAAGUCAAAGAAAUAUAGGGAGAAGGAGAUCCAAUCUCGAUUGAUGCCAGGAGUGAAUUCAUAUGAUGGACUUUAUGAUGAAAUGUAUGAAGAUGAUGAUAAUUGAUACUCAAACUUAUAAUUUAUAUAAAUAAUCUA
Messenger RNA from Paramecium tetraurelia, 1592 nucleotides. RefSeq lists its product as uncharacterized. Gene Ontology annotation, molecular function: protein binding. The record is from RefSeq and is a predicted model, not a curated record. The transcript is spliced from 5 exons. Lineage: Eukaryota; Ciliophora; Oligohymenophorea; Peniculida; Parameciidae.